GGUGUCUGUCAGCAGAGGAACACCCACCUGGAGCUCAGGUGUGACCAGGAGGACGGGGGCGGGGCUUUAGAUUCGUCUCCGAACUGAACGCCGACCUGUUCUCAAAGGACCUUCUGCCUUCCCGAGCAAGCAACAGAAAGCAAAAAAUUGAAUAAAUUGCUCCAGUGUUCAGUACAUAGAGGAGGGAAUCUUAAGUCCUUUCUAGCCACCACCAUGCCUGAGACCGCAGAGUCCCACUCCCACACUCUGACCACCAACCGGAACUGCACCAUCGAGAUCACCAACAUCACCGCCAACUACUGUCUGGUCAACCCAAAGGUUCACAUGGAGAGCGGCUUCCCCUUCAGCCCACCGCAGCCCACCGUACGAGCCAACAAGCCCGAGGUUUGCUCCUUCAUCAAGGACGACCACACGGCGUCGGGCGCUGUGGGAGUCAUGACCUACGAGCUGUUCGACAUGCGCAGCCGCCGGUGCAGCGAGCAGAUGGCGGUCAUGUUCUCCGUGCCGUUCGACUACAACUUCUACAAGAACUGGCUGGGGCUCGGCCUCUACGAGCGCGACCGAGCCUGCGACCACAAGCUGUACGACGAGAUGUACAACCACAAGGACCAGACCAACUUCAUCCGCCACGAGGCCGACGGUUCGGGCGUGGUGUUCAGGGGCCAGACGCUGGACGUGAGGGCCUGCAUGUCCAACGAGGGCCAGGCCAUUAUCAAGCUGGAGCUGUACGACAGGAUGGGCUGAGGGGACGAAACGAGGCAAAAAGUCUUUCCACUGUAUCGGUGCUUUUAAUGAAUAAAAAACAGUUGAAUCCA
Amphiprion ocellaris (clown anemonefish) is the source of this 815-nucleotide messenger RNA. RefSeq lists its product as uncharacterized. Gene Ontology annotation, molecular function: channel activity. NCBI's taxonomy places the organism in Eukaryota, Metazoa, Chordata, Actinopteri, Pomacentridae. The transcript is spliced from 4 exons. The record is from RefSeq and is a predicted model, not a curated record. The coding region runs from base 214 to 744 and encodes 176 amino acids. Gene Ontology annotation, cellular component: pore complex. Gene Ontology annotation, biological process: pore complex assembly; monoatomic cation transport; cytolysis in another organism.